Messenger RNA from Plenodomus lingam JN3, 336 nucleotides. The record is from RefSeq and is a predicted model, not a curated record. NCBI's taxonomy places the organism in Eukaryota, Fungi, Ascomycota, Dothideomycetes, Pleosporales, Leptosphaeriaceae.
AUGGACGUGCAAUAUGUUUUGAUUGACUGGAGCAUUGGUGCAAGUGUUGAAGAACAGCCACUCUGGCACCUAAGCGUGCGCUCAUCAACAUUCCUUGCAAACUCGACGUCUCCUGCACACGCAAACAGGCAAGCAAGCAAACACCCAAACCCCUCCCCCUCGCUCUCGCGCACAAACUACCAUACCGUGCACAUGCUGCGUUACAAAGAGUCAUCAUACAUCAUAUCCUACUAUCUACUCCUACCAGCCUUGAUGUUCAAGUCCCCCAUCCUCAUUCCCACAACAUCCUAUCCUGCCCAAACCAAACCACUCAACCACACCACCAUGGCGACAUGA